AUGACUAUGUUCAACCACUGCGUCAACCAUGUCGCCAUCUCGGUGCCCAACCUCGAGGCCGCGAUCGAGUUCUACUCCAAGCUAUUUGGGUUUCGGUUCCUGCGGCCUUCGGGGUUGGCCAACAAGGAGGAGCAUCCCCAGGGCAUCACCUGGAAGAGUACAUUCCUUCCCCUCCCUCUUUGCCUCUCUCUUCCUCUGGACGCUCCAUCUCAGAAACUAACAAGGACAGCAGUCUACGGGAAAGAAUUAAAUUCCGUCAAAAUGGCCAUCAUGACCACCGGCAACAGUGUCGGAUUCGAGAUAUUUGAAUUCGUCGAUCCCCCUUACGACGGCAAGACGGCACCCUUGCAAUGGGGGCCGGGAAACUAUGCCAAAGGCGGGUGGUUCCAUGUCGCAUUCACGGUGCCGGACCCCGUGGCGACGUUGAGGGAGGCGGAGAAGAUGGGUGCCAAACUCGUGGGAGAAAUCUGCUCGCCUGCCCCGGGCGAGACGGUGAUUUAUAUGCAAGAUCCUUGGGACAAUGUGGUGGAGCUGUUGAGCUGUAGCUUUGAGCAUCUGAUCAUGAACGGCGUGGCGGCGUGA
Messenger RNA from Fonsecaea monophora, 582 nucleotides. RefSeq lists its product as hypothetical. The transcript has a single exon. Gene Ontology annotation, molecular function: metal ion binding; lactoylglutathione lyase activity; methylmalonyl-CoA epimerase activity. Gene Ontology annotation, biological process: L-methylmalonyl-CoA metabolic process. Bases 1 to 582 code for a protein of 193 amino acids. NCBI's taxonomy places the organism in Eukaryota, Fungi, Ascomycota, Eurotiomycetes, Chaetothyriales, Herpotrichiellaceae. The record is from RefSeq and is a predicted model, not a curated record.